UCAUUUGUCAAUGUCAAAAGGUCAAUCCACCGGUUCCUUACGUUUACAUUUUUGAUAAACAUCUUUUAUCUAAAUAAUUGAUAAAGUUUAUCAAUCUAUAGUAUCUGAUUUUAAUUGCAAUUCAACUAUAGGCUACUCCAUCGCAAUGUCCACAACUCACAUAUUUAAUGUUGAGAUGACCUGUGAGGGUUGUUCAGGAGCUGUAGACAGGGUGCUUGGAAGACUAAAAGGUCAAGGAGUGGACAGUGUCUCUAUCUCACUACCAGAGCAGAAAGUGUCUGUGACAUCAACACUCAGUUCAGAUCAACUACUUGAAGUUAUAAAGAAAACGGGGAAGAAGACCACCUAUGUUGGUACUGAAUAAAUAAUGUUACUUUUCAAUUAAAAAGACAGGAUAUUAAGAUAAAUUAAUUUUAUGGAUCUUUUUCUAAAAUAUUGUCACAAGAGUUGAACAUCUUGUAAUAUCAGUCUUACAUUGUUUUAACUAUCCAAAGCUAAAUAGUUAUUAUUGGCAGUAGGUAAUGAUCAUGUAUUGUUCUAAACACCUGAAUAUAAAAAGCCUAAGAUUUUUAAUACUUGUGCCAAUAUAGUAGCAUUUUGAAUUGGAAGCCCUAAAAGUGCUUCUGAAAGAUAAUAAAAGUAAUCUUAUAUUAUUAUCUUGUAUAACUAAUCUUUUUAUUGGUUAUUAUAGCUUAUUGAUAAAUAAUAAUCAUGAUUGUUACAUUU
This is a messenger RNA of Pararge aegeria (speckled wood butterfly), 726 nucleotides long. It is a transcript of the gene Atox1, whose product is annotated as copper transport protein ATX1. Gene Ontology annotation, molecular function: copper chaperone activity; metal ion binding. The record is from RefSeq and is a predicted model, not a curated record. Gene Ontology annotation, biological process: copper ion transport. Lineage: Eukaryota; Metazoa; Arthropoda; Insecta; Lepidoptera; Nymphalidae. Gene Ontology annotation, cellular component: cytosol. Bases 146 to 364 code for a protein of 72 amino acids. The transcript is spliced from 2 exons.